This is a messenger RNA of Eucalyptus grandis, 2060 nucleotides long. Its product is annotated as multicopper oxidase LPR1 homolog 1-like. The coding region runs from base 135 to 1880 and encodes 581 amino acids. The transcript has 5 exons. The record is from RefSeq and is a predicted model, not a curated record. Gene Ontology annotation, molecular function: oxidoreductase activity; copper ion binding. Lineage: Eukaryota; Viridiplantae; Streptophyta; Magnoliopsida; Myrtales; Myrtaceae.
CCCCACCCUCGCAAUUUCUCUCGUCUCUUUCUCUUUCUCUCUCUCCUCUCUUCAUAUCAUUUGCAUAUUUGCACUCAUUCUCAAAAGGGUUCUCUUCUUACGGUUAUAUAGGUGUAGACGAAGAUCGGUGAAGAAUGGAGAUCAAGGUACUGCUCACGUUGGUGUCUGUUGCGAGCUUCGUAAGUCAGGGUACGUCGGAGGACAAAGCCCCGCCACCGCCUGUCACAGAGGCGGCCCUUUAUAAGAUAGCGGCUUCACUGGACACGUUCGUCGACGAACUCCCCCAAAUGCCGAGGCUCUACGGUUACUCCAGGCGUGAAGGUUUGCUCCUUCCUGGAAAUCUCACCAUUGGCAUGUACGAGAAGAAAUGGAAAUUCCAUCGAGAUUUACCGGCCACUACUGUCUUCACCUAUGGUACAUCAGCUGCCGCUGCCACCGUGCCCGGUCCAACCAUCGAAGCACGUCAAGGCGUCCCCACUUCGGUGACGUGGCUCAAUUUCCUCCCCCGAUCCCACAUCCUCCCGUGGGACCCAACCGUCCCCACGGCCAUCCCCAAGCACGGCGGCGUCCCGACGGUCGUCCACCUUCACGGUGGCGUCCACCCGCCGGACUCAGACGGCAACGCUUUCGCGUGGUUCACCUCGGGUUUUCACGAGACCGGUCCGAAGUGGACUCGCAAGACCUACGCAUAUCCCAACGUGCAACAUGCCGGAAACCUUUGGUACCACGAUCACACGCUCGGCCUGACACGGGUCAGCCUCCUAGCCGGUCUGAUCGGCGCUUAUGUGAUACGUGAUCCGGCGUUGGAGGCGGAGCUUGAUCUCCCGUCGGGGCCUGAUUUCGACCACCAUCUGAUGGUGUUUGACCGGAGUUUCACCAAGGACGGAUCGUUGUACAUGAACUCCACCGGCGACAACCCUAACAUACACCCGCAGUGGCAGCCGGAGUACUUCGGCGACACCAUCAUAGUCAACGGCAAAGCUUGGCCCUACCUCAAGGUCCAACGUAGGAAAUACAGAUUCCGCAUAAUCAACUCCUCCAACGCGCGCUACUACAAAUUCUCAUUGACCACGGGCUUGUCAUUCAUCAUGGUCGCCUCCGAUGCAUCCUAUUUGCCCUCGCCAGUGAUCACCAAAUCGUUUCUCUUAGCUCCAUCGGAAACUGCCGACGUCAUCAUCGACUUCUCCACGACAGAAGCGAAAGAAGUAAUGCUCAAGAACGGCGCUCCAUACCCUUAUCCCGGUGGCAGCUCUGUUGACAAGCUGAAUGGGGAGGUAAUGAAGUUCGUGGUAUUGUCUGGAAGCCCUAACCCGCCAGACAGAUCCCGUGUGCCACCAUCUUUGAAGGUCUACUCGACGACCCAAAAACCAACUGUUAAGAGGUACAUAGUGCUGUAUGAAUAUGAGAGCGCGACCGGAGAUCCCACCCAUUUGUAUAUCAACGGGAAGAGACUGACAGAUCCGGCGACCGAGACUCCGAAAACCGGUAGCACCGAGACGUGGGAGGUGAUUAACUUGACGGAGGACAACCACCCGCUGCACAUUCAUCUCGCGACGUUUCAUGCCAUCAAAGGGCGACAACUGUUGGAUCUGGAAAGUUUCAAGUCGUGCAUGACCGAGAAGAACGACGCGGUCGCGUGCAACGUGACGGGCCAUGCAAAGGGAAAGUCGCUCAAGAUACCUUCGUACGAGAAGACAUGGAAGAACGUAGUGAAGAUGGAGCCUAGGUACCAAACGACGAUCGUGGUCAAGUUCAACUUGAUCGACAACGAUGCGCCCUAUCCGUUCGACGCCACCACGGAACCUAACUACGUGUAUCAUUGUCACAUUCUUGAUCAUGAAGAUAACGCGAUGAUCCGUCCAUUGAAGCUAGUCGCUUGAAGAAGCCAGUUGUUUGAUGGACAAGACUCAAUCGGAGAUGACAUGAUUUGAGGAUUGUUAUUGCCAGAAGUAAUUAGGAGAUUCUUUUUGUUUUCCUGAGUUCUCUAUAUCUCUUUUAAUUGUGCAUGUAUGUCGCUCGAUUGUGCAUAUCUUAUUGAUCUUACAUGAUUGUAAUUGACA